GGGGAGUCGAGUCUCCCGCGCCCCGCCACCCCCGGCAGAGCUGCUGCUGAGCUGUUCAUUCUGAGCUCUGGCUACCAACAAAGUUCGUUAAAAAAAAAAAAACCCAUAAUCAAUCUUAAAAGAGUGAAAGAGGGCGCGAGCCAGCCAGACGGCCCUGCCGGGGGAGCCGGCGCAGAAGGAGAAAGGCGGCGGCAGCUGUUGCGCCGCGACCAGGAGCAGCUGGUCGCGCUGGGCGGCGGGUCCGCGCCAGGCGGGGGUCGGUGAGUAGCGGCUCGCGCUCCGGGGCAGCGGUGCUGCGCUCACCCGCCUUCUCCCGGGGCUGGUGGUUUCUUCCGCCCCGCUGGAUUUGAGAGAGAAGAUCUGAUCACCUGGGAUUAGAGUUGGUACAGAAACUAUUUCACCUUCAAAAAUGUUGGAGGAAGACAUGGAAGUGGCCAUCAAGAUGGUGGUUGUAGGGAAUGGAGCAGUUGGAAAAUCAAGUAUGAUUCAGCGAUACUGCAAAGGCAUCUUUACAAAAGACUACAAGAAAACCAUUGGAGUUGAUUUUUUGGAGCGACAAAUUCAAGUUAAUGAUGAAGAUGUCAGACUAAUGUUAUGGGACACUGCAGGUCAAGAGGAGUUUGAUGCAAUAACAAAGGCCUACUAUCGAGGAGCCCAGGCUUGUGUGCUUGUAUUUUCUACCACAGACAGGGAAUCUUUUGACGCAAUUUCCAGUUGGAGAGAGAAAGUAGUAGCUGAAGUUGGAGAUAUACCAACUGUACUUGUACAAAACAAGAUUGAUCUCUUGGAUGAUUCUCGUAUAAAGAAUGAGGAAGCUGAAGCACUGGCAAAAAGGUUAAAGUUAAGAUUCUACAGAACUUCAGUGAAAGAAGAUCUAAAUGUGAAUGAAGUUUUUAAAUAUUUGGCUGAAAAAUAUCUCCAAAAACUCAAACAACAAAUAGCUGAGGACCCAGAACUAAUGCACUCAAGUAGUAACAAAAUUGGUGUCUUUAAUACAUCUGGUGGAAGUCACUCGGGUCAGAAUUCAAGUACCCUUAAUGGUGGAGAUGUCAUCAAUCUUAGACCCAACAAACAAAGGACCAAGAAAAGCAGAAAUCCUUUUAGCAGCUGUAGCAUACCCUAAAAUGUUUUAGGAAGGAAAAAUAUUGAACUAUAUUGUGCAAUUCAGUAAGAAAAACACCCAGCUGUCAUGGUAUGUUACAAGUUUUUUAGCAGACUUUGCGCCGAAUGGCUCUCUGAAAGUUGACAGAAUUAAAUAUUGCUCUGCAAAUGCUUUUCAGAAUGUAGAGUGAGACCUCUGGUGGAAAAAUUACUGCCCUGUGGACUCAUUUUAAGUUUUUUACAUUAGACGAAGCUUCUCCUGUAUUUGAAGGAAUGCUAUAAGAAAUGUCAAAAACAGGUUUUGCUGAAUUUUAAAUGCUGGAAAACAUAAAUGCAAUGCCUAAAAUAUAUUGGUACAGAUUUUAAUAUUGUGGCUCAAGGAAAGACAGCAAACAUUCUUUUCCUGAAAUUGGUCAUCUAGCUUUUCUGGAAAUAGUACUGAAUCUGAAUACUUACAAAAAAAAUAAUACUGAAGAGUAAACCCUAAGUCUUGCCAGAGUGCAUUAGAAUUUUGGCAAUGUUACUUGUGCAAUAUCUGUAUAAUAUAGAAUGUGGAGGUAUGCAUACAGAUAUCUGGUACUGGAUUAACUGAAGGUAUGUGAAGUAUUUAAAGAAAUGUAGAUUCUAAUUAAUUCAUUCCUAAAACUAUUUACACAUUGUAUAUAUGUUUUUAUUUUCAAAUGAGAAAUUCCUGACAUAUAUUUUGCAAAAUGAGCUUGGAUUUAAAAAGUGCUUGUGCCAAAAAUAUCAUACCUAAUUUUUACAGUGCUUUACUAUCAGAAUUUGUAUUGUUUAUAAUAUCUUUUAAAAGUAGUUUUCCUCUCUGACAAAGUAUAUAAAAAAGGAGUAUAAACAUUUUAAUGCUAGAGCAUCUCCCAGGUGAGACUUGUCGCUAAAUCUUUUGUCCUGUGGCCACCUGUAAGCAUGGUGAGCUGUAAUAACUUAGCCAAAUCCCUAAGAAGGUCCACACUGCAUCUGAAGCCCUUCAGGAAGUCCUGUGAGGUGCGCUCGUGCAUCUAGCACAUUUGGCUGCUGACCGAGAAUCCAACUUUGAACAUUUAAGAUUAUGCUAACUAUUUUUAAAAAUGCACAAAAGAUGAUCUUUAGUCUUAAUCCAAAUUGUGGAUUUUAUGAUGCCCUGCAACUCUAAAGCAUUCUUUUAACACAUUUUGUAUAUUAUUUUAAGUUUAUCACUUUUACAAAUUUCUGUAACAUUGUUUGUAUAGCAGUUUCUCAAGAUCUCUGUCAGUACCACACACAAAAUAAUUUCUUUUAAGAAAUGAUUUAAUAUGUAAUCAUGCAUCAGAGCCUACAUUUUGUGACUUGGGACAAUAGCUUUCUGACUAAGGUAAUUGCAUGGACUCUGUUAAAACUAAUUAUCAUUCAUCAAUGUCUUUGUUUUUUAACCUAUAAUCACCCCUUUCAAUAUACCUGGUUUUUACAGGAUUUCAAAUAUAUAAAAAUAACUUUUCCUGGAAAAUGUAUCAUGAAGUUACUUUUCAUUAUUGUACUAAAUAUAUAAUUUUAUGUAUUUCUCUUGUAUGUCUUAUCUUGUUUUGUUUUUUAAGUCUUCCAUCUGCACCACCCUUAUCUUACUGCCCAGAUUAAUAUUGAGAACAUUAUAGAAUUUUCUGGAACAUGUUCUCAUUAAGUGGUCAAGAGCGAAUGUUCACUUUUCAAGUAAUCUGGCGUUAAAUAUUUCAAGUAAUAUAAAAUGUUUUUUUGUCACCAGUUAUCACCAUUCCCUUUGCUGGCAGUGGGAUAGGUGCUGGGGAGAAAAUUCAGUUCCUAACAAUGGAUACCUCUUAUGAUUCAUCUUUUCUACUCUGU
Molecule: messenger RNA, 2931 nt
Organism: Cynocephalus volans (Philippine flying lemur)
Lineage: Eukaryota; Metazoa; Chordata; Mammalia; Dermoptera; Cynocephalidae
Gene: RAB23
Product: RAB23, member RAS oncogene family
Exons: 7
Coding region: 410-1123 (237 amino acids)
Biological process (GO): vesicle-mediated transport
Molecular function (GO): GTPase activity; GTP binding
Source: RefSeq, a predicted model, not a curated record